AUGGACGCCGCCGUGUUCAUUCUGUCACUGAUCGACUGUUGUGCACUGAUUUUCCUGGCGGUCUAUUUUAUUAUUACCUUGUCGGAUUUGGAAUGUGACUACAUCAACGCCAGAGCAUGUUGCUCCAAACUCAACAAAUGGGUGAUACCAGAGAUAGUGGGACAGUGCUUGUCCACCAUGCUGAUGUUGAUCUCCACUCACUGGUUCAUCUUCCUCCUCAAUCUCCCUGUAGCAGCCUGGGACAUUUACAGAUACGUGAAGGUCCCGAUGGGCAACAUGGGCGUGUUUGACCCCACAGAAAUCCACAAUCGAGGGCAGCUCAAGUCCCACAUGAAGGAGGCCAUGAUCAAACUCGGCUACCACCUGCUUUGCUUCUUCAUCUAUUUGUACAGCAUGAUUCUGGCUCUGAUUAAUGACUGA
Molecule: messenger RNA, 420 nt
Organism: Nerophis lumbriciformis (worm pipefish)
Lineage: Eukaryota; Metazoa; Chordata; Actinopteri; Syngnathiformes; Syngnathidae
Source: RefSeq, a predicted model, not a curated record